UUGUGAAACUAGGACACCUGAGGUAUCUUAACAUGAAUGAAACUAGUAAAGAUGCCACCAUACCUCGGGGGUUUGGUGCGCUAUCAAAUAUGAGGAUACUUUUCGGGUUUCCAGGCCACGUGGAUGACGAGUGGUGUAGUUUGGAAGAGUUGGGCCCUCUUUGUGAGCUAAGGAAGCUUGGUUUGAACAGUUUGGAGAAUGUAUAUGAUGCCUCAUCUGCUGAAAAGGCAAGGUUGUGUGAGAAAGUGCAUCUUACCGAGCUGAUCUUACGCUGCAGUAGUAGGACGGGAGACGAUGGGUUGGUGGAAGAGGAAGCAGGCGUCUCUGAGGAAGAGCAAAGAAAAAUCAUAGGGUUGUUUGAUGAGUUGUGCCCUCCACAUUGCUUAGAACGCCUGGAAAUUGGAGGAUAUUUUGGCCGACGGCUACAAAGGUGGAUGACGUCCACAUCUGCAACGGCCCUGAAGAGCUUAAAUACUCUCUGGAUUGAUGACCUGACUUGCUGCACCCAACUGCCUGAUGGUUUAUGUGAGCUCCCAUACUUGCAAUUCAUUCAUAUCUGCCAUGCUCCAGCAAUCAAGCAUGUUGGUCCUGAAUUCAUGCAACUCUACCAUCAUUGUGGUCAUCCUCCUUCCAAGACAAUGGUUUCAUUUCCCAGAUUGAACAAGCUGGACUUAAAAGAAAUGGUGCAAUGGGAGGUAUGGGAGUGGGAAGAAGAAGUGAAAGCCAUGCCCGUUUUGGAGGAGGUUCAGCUCAAGCAUUGCAAACUGAGGUGCCUUCCUCCGGGUCUUUCCUACCAUGCAAGGGCUUUGAGAAAACUAUCUCUAGAAAGCAUCCAACACCUCACUUCACUUGAGAACUUUGCUUCUAUCGUCGAUCUUGAAGUGUCCCAAAACCCUGACCUGGAGAGGAUCACCGAUCUCCCCGUAUUGCAGAAGCUCACCAUCAUCAUGUGCCCAAAGAUGAAGGUACUGGAGGGUGUGCCAUUACUCCAAAACCUCUUUCUAGAGGACUACGGCAUGGAAGCACUUCCGGAAUACAUGCGAGGCGUAAACCCAAGGCAAUUGAAUCUGGAUUGCAGCAUAGCACUGCUCAGAUCCAUAGCUGCGGGACAAUCGGGCCCUGAGUGGGCAAAAUUCAGCCAUGUCGGGCGUGUCAAGGGGUAUGCGCGGGAGGGAGACAACAAAAGAAAAUGGUACGUGAUGUACACAAGAGAACCCUACAACUUGGAGACAGAUAUCGACUAUUGAUCUUCCACGCUCGCGGAGCGAAAAGUCGAAGAGGAUCAUGGCAUGCGCACAAGAACAAAGGAAGGGGUAUGUUGAGGA
Messenger RNA from Triticum urartu, 1325 nucleotides. The record is from RefSeq and is a predicted model, not a curated record. NCBI's taxonomy places the organism in Eukaryota, Viridiplantae, Streptophyta, Magnoliopsida, Poales, Poaceae.